UGGAGGCGGGCGCUGUCUAUUGCCGUACAGUGACGCAGAGCAAUUUAGCGCUUGCGGCGGCCUUUUCUUUGUAAGGGCAGAAGCGAGUCCCGACGGAGCGGGAAAUUUAUCAGGAAAGGAGGAAAGCGCAUCGGUACCGGCAAGAGAGAAGCAUUCAUUUUGAGUUCCGUUUGGACUUGAAAGCUAUGGCUCACCGAAGAAACAAGAGCAAUAGCCCUGAAAGACACCCGAGAACUGACAGUGACGAUCCCGGCGAUUUAGAUAGAAGAAUUUUUGUUGGCAAUUUACCAUCAAACCGCAUGAGCCGCAAAGACAUGGAAGAUAUAUUUUCAAAAUAUGGAAAGAUUAGUGCCCUCACCAUAUUCCGUGGCUAUGGGUUCGUACAAUACGAGCAAAAAGAAGAAGCUGAUGCAGCUGUAGCUGGUGAAAAUGGUCGCUUGUAUAAAGGCAAUUAUUUAGAUAUUAACAAGGCUGCUGAAAGAAGAAAUAUGUCUAAGGCUCCGACCAGGUCCAGUCCAUCACGAAGAGAUUUGUACAAUUUUGGGGACACCCGUGAUGCAAGACGUGAGCGUUCUCCUCUCCGUACCAGCCCCAGAAGAGAGGGCAGAGAAGCUAGAGAUGGGAGAGAUUCUCGUUCACUUCGGGAUGGGCGUGACACACGAGAUGGACGGGACCAAAGAGAGGUUAGAGAGUCUAGAGAUGCUCGAGAUUCCAGAGAUACUCGAGAUUCCAGAGAUACUCGUGAUCCAAGGGACUUGAGAGAAUCAAGAGAUUCAAGAGAUUUAAGAGAACCUAGAGAUGCACGAGAUUACAGAGAACCUAGAGAUGUGCGUGAUCCACGGGAUACUAGAGAGAUGAGGGAUGCCAGGUCUGUUCGGGAUCCCCGUGAUGCGAGAGAUCCAUUAUAUGACCGAUACAGAGAUCUGAGAGACACUAGAGACCCACUGUACAGACGUGAUGACCCUUUAGACAGAUACCGUCCUGAUGAUUUGUAUCGUAAGAAAGAUGACAUCCUUUUGGAUCGCUACCGGGAUACAUUGGAUAGACACUUAAGGGAACCUGAAGAUCGUUUGAAACGCGAGGAAAGGAGACGUGAGGAGCUGUACAGACACUACUUUGAUGAAAUCCAAAGAAGAGUUGAUGCAGAACGCCCUGUGGAUUGCUCUGUUGUAGUUGUUAACAAGCAGUCAAAAGAAUAUGCGGAGUCCGUUGGGCGAAAGGUCCGUGACUUAGGCAUGAUGGUGGACUUGAUAUUUUUGAAUACGGAGGUGUCACUGACACAAGCCUUAGAAGAUGUCACUCGAGGAGGCUCACCUUUUGCCAUAGUAAUAACCCAGCAGCACCAGGUCCAUCGCUCAUGCACUGUAAACAUCUUGUUUGGCACUCCCCAAGAACAUCGAAACAUGCCUCUUGCUGAUGCCAUGGUGCUAAUUGCCAGAAACUAUGAACGGUUCAAAACAGAAACUCGAGAGAAGGAGCGUGAGGACAUUGCCCGUCAGGCGGCAAAAAUGUCUGCAGAUGCUAUUCUGAGGGAGCGCACUCUACUUGCAGAGGAGGUAGUAAGGGGGGUUGCACCUCCAGGCAUACAGGCUGUUCUCGGGCUGCUUGCUGAUAAUAGAUACGUUACUGUAGAAGAGAUAGAUAAGGUUAUCCACUAUCUACGUGAUAAAAAGGAAAGACUACUUGGAGCACCAUCUGAUUCCUUGCCAUCACAACUUGCAAGACCAUCAGUGGGAGCAGCUCCAGUAUCAUCCCUGGAUAACCAACCUAGCAGCCAAGCAAUUAAUCCAGCUCUGCAGAUGACACAACCCGUAUCUUCUUCUCCAGCCGGGCAGUCUGUGAAUACCUCACAGCAAGAACUUCAAGCAAAAAUCCUCAGUCUUUUUAACAGUGGCGCUACAGUUGGUGUAUCCAGUAACAGCCCAGCCAGUUCUGCACCUGCAUCUGGGGUUGGCUCGAAUCAAAACUUCGGAAAUAUGCUUAACACGCAACAGCGUCCAGGUCAAAUAAACCCAUCUGCUAUGGCUUCAUCUGCACAAAGACCUCAACUUGCUACAAAUCAGCUUCCAGUAUCCAUGGGGCCUGGAGGUCCUCCAGGACCCAUACGAGGCCCAGCACCCAGACCUGGUCUACCUUCACAAGCUCAGGGUGUUUAUGGACAGCAUCAGAAUCGCCCUCAAGUACCUGCUAAUGUUCCUAACCAAAGGCCUGGAGGUUCAUCCGGCAUAAACUUUGACAACCCCAGUGUUCAGAAGGCUUUGGACACAUUAAUCCAGAGUGGCCCAGCCCUUUCUCACCUCGUGAAUCAGACAGCAGGCCAGGCUGGCCGUGGCUUGCCCCUACAGCAGUCUUCUAUGGGCAAUUAUCCUCGCCACUUUUAGUGAUCCGUUUUAUGCAAAACGUUACAUUGACCACGAGUUGUUCUAAUUUUGAUGUUCAUUAAUGUACCAGUAUGGGUCUCGUAAAUAGUUUGUCUUUCUCUUAUGUUGGGGGUAUUAACAAAUGUUGUGAUUCUUUGACUAGCCCUUAUUGUAUAUUGAUUUCUUGCAUUCAGUUGUGUUUACAUUUUUAAGUAAACAUUUAAAAAAAAAAAAGUUUAAUGUGGUUUCUUAUAAUGUACUUGUUUGCUCAACAAGCUGGUAUGUCCCAGCACGUAUAAGAAUAGAAGUUACCCAUGAGUUCCAUGUCAUGUCCAGAUGUGGCUUUUUAUAAUCUCAUUUUAAAGUAGAUGUGCAUUAUUUAUUUUAUAAAUGGUGAUUAGUGGAUUCACAAUUAAAGCAACUACAGUGCUAGAAAUUGUACUGUAGUUUUUUGCUUA
Messenger RNA from Xenopus laevis (African clawed frog), 2818 nucleotides. RefSeq names its product nuclear receptor coactivator 5 L homeolog (gene ncoa5.L). Lineage: Eukaryota; Metazoa; Chordata; Amphibia; Anura; Pipidae. The record is from RefSeq and is a predicted model, not a curated record. Gene Ontology annotation, cellular component: nucleoplasm. Bases 186 to 2381 code for a protein of 731 amino acids. Gene Ontology annotation, biological process: regulation of signal transduction. The transcript has 10 exons. Gene Ontology annotation, molecular function: nucleic acid binding; RNA binding.